Molecule: messenger RNA, 2779 nt
Organism: Hypomesus transpacificus
Lineage: Eukaryota; Metazoa; Chordata; Actinopteri; Osmeriformes; Osmeridae
Gene: slc20a2
Product: solute carrier family 20 member 2
Exons: 11
Coding region: 686-2710 (674 amino acids)
Biological process (GO): phosphate ion transmembrane transport
Cellular component (GO): membrane
Molecular function (GO): phosphate transmembrane transporter activity
Source: RefSeq, a predicted model, not a curated record
CGUGCUGUAGCCUAGCCCGCAGUGGCCUUGAGGAAACCAGACAAUUCUGAGAGGGGUCUGUCUGUCUCUCACCAAACCAACAAUACGCCCUAACCUCCAAGACCACAGCGCUCUCUCACACACGCACAUUUCUCAAUCUCACGCACGCAAACGCGUUUUCCCUUCCUCAUCCAAAGCUGUCCUGAGCCAUCGACGCUGAUCCCCCAAACGCCCGGAUGCACGCGAGAGACAUUCACAGCAACAUGGUUGUUUGAUUCGGAUGCGGAGGAACAUUCGGGACUGAGUGUCGGAAUCUCCUUGUCUCCACUGACCCACGAGAACCCACGCGGCGACCAGCACAACAGACGUUCAGGGAAAGAUAUUUUACAUUGAGAAAAGGGAACGACACGUAUUUUGGUGUCGCAUUCACCGCUGGUGAGAGUUUCUGUGUGGAGGAACCGUCUCAGUGCUGCGUUAUGGAAGCACAUCUCUGCCCCCCUCCCCUGGGCUCCUGUCUUCACGCUCAGCUCCUCCUGCUCAGUUAGCACUUAGCUUCUCCUCUUGAACUCUUAAACACCCGGAGGACACCAGCAGAGCAGGGAGCCACCCAACCAGGAAGCUCCUCCUCAAUUUCCCCCCGUUCGGUUUUCUCCACGGUCUCUUUUUCUAUUCUCUCCGGAAGUUGUCGAUCAACCAAACCUCCAAGAUGGACCUGGAGCCGUACUUGUGGAUGGUGAUCCUGGGCUUCAUCAUCGCCUUCAUCCUGGCCUUCUCCGUGGGCGCCAACGAUGUGGCCAACUCGUUUGGGACGGCGGUGGGCUCAGGGGUAGUCACCCUGCGUCAGGCCUGCGUCCUGGCCUCCAUCUUUGAGACGCUGGGCUCCAUGCUGCUGGGGGCCAAGGUGGGAGAGACCAUCAGGACGGGCAUCAUCGACGUCCAGCUGUACAACGAGACGGUGCCUGUACUCAUGGCCGGGGAGGUCAGCGCCAUGGUGGGGUCGGCCGCAUGGCAGCUUAUCGCCUCGUUCCUCAAGCUGCCGAUCUCUGGAACGCACUGCAUCGUGGGGUCCACCAUCGGCUUCUCCUUGGUGGCUAUAGGCACCAAGGGGGUUCACUGGAUGCAGCUGGUGAAGAUUGUCGCAUCGUGGUUCAUCUCCCCCCUGCUGUCUGGCCUGAUGUCUGGCCUGCUGUUCUUCCUCAUCAGGCACUUUAUCCUCAGCAAGGAGGACCCAGUCCCUAACGGUCUGCGAGCGCUGCCACUCUUCUACGCCACCACCAUCGGCAUCAACGCCUUCUCCAUCCUCUACACUGGGGCGCCACUUCUGGGCUUGGAGAUGCUCCCUAUCUGGGCCAUCUUCCUGAUCACUCUGGCAGGAGCGCUGGUGUGCGCCGCGGUCGUCUGGUUCCUGGUCUGUCCCUGGAUGAGACGCAAGAUAGCAAGUCGUCUGAAGAAGGAGCAGGCCCUGGCCCUGUCCAGGAUCUCAGACGAGAGCUUGGACAAGAUCCCAGAGGAGGAGGAGGAGGCUCCUGUCUUCAAGGAGCUUCCGGGGGCCGGGGGCCCAGACGAGGCGGUGGUCCCCCUCACCUCCCGGGCCUCCCCAGACUCCAGCGGGGAGCUGAGCAGCCAGGCUAACGGAGCCUGCGUCCUGCCCAACGGCAGGUUCUACGGUCGGACCCACUCCAUGACUAACGGCUGUCUGAAGUCUCCGGUCGCCAACGGCAGCUUCACCUUCGACGGGCACAUGCGGAGCGACGGCCAGGUGUACCACACGGUGCACAAGGACUCGGGCCUCUACAAGGACCUGCUGCACAAGAUCCACCUGGGUCGUCUGGACGAUGACCGCUCCACCCCCGCCCCCGACAACAACUACCGCGUCCUGCGCCGUAACAACAGCUACACCUGCUACACCGCCGCCAUCUGCGGCAUGCCGGUGCAGCCGCUGGUCCGCUCGGAGUCUCGGGAGGCACGGGAGGACAGUGAGAAGCUGGUGGGGGAGGCGGGGCGCGAGAGGGGCAGCAGCGUGUCAUACACUAAGAAGCGCGUGCGCUAUGACAGCUACUCGUCCUACUGCAACGCGGUGGCAGAGGCUGAGAUCGAGGCGGAGGAGGGCGGCGUGGAGGUCAAGCUGGCCGGGGAGGAGGGAGGUGAAGAGGGGGCUGCCCCGGGGACCCUGGACGUGUGUGUGGAGGAGGAGAAGGAGGAGAAGGAUAAGGCAGAGGUGUUCCUCCUCUUCCACUUCCUACAGAUCCUCACAGCCUGCUUCGGCUCCUUCGCUCACGGAGGAAACGACGUCAGUAACGCCAUCGGCCCCCUGGUGGCACUGUGGAUGAUCUACGACCAGGGGGGCGUGAUGCAGGACGCGGCUACGCCCAUCUGGCUGCUGUUCUAUGGAGGCGUGGGGAUCUGUGCGGGGCUCUGGGUGUGGGGCCGCCGCGUCAUCCAGACCAUGGGCAAGGACCUCACCCCCAUCACCCCCUCCAGUGGGUUCACUAUAGAGCUGGCCUCUGCUCUCACUGUGGUACUCGCUUCCAAUGUGGGAAUUCCCGUCAGUACCACCCACUGCAAGGUGGGCUCCGUGGUGGCUGUGGGAUGGAUCCGUUCCCAGAGGGCUGUGGACUGGAGGCUGUUCAGGAACAUCUUCCUGGCCUGGUUCGUCACCGUGCCGCUGGCAGGCCUGUUCAGUGCCGCUGUCAUGGCCCUGUUCGUGUACGGCAUCUUGCCCUUCGUCUGAGAGAGAGAGACGGAGGGAGGGAGGGGCUCAGGCAGGGGGGAGCAGAGGAGGGAAGGUGGAGCGUAGGGA